Messenger RNA from Saccostrea echinata, 1538 nucleotides. Its product is annotated as beta,beta-carotene 15,15'-dioxygenase-like. The transcript has 2 exons. NCBI's taxonomy places the organism in Eukaryota, Metazoa, Mollusca, Bivalvia, Ostreida, Ostreidae. Gene Ontology annotation, molecular function: carotenoid dioxygenase activity; beta-carotene 15,15'-dioxygenase activity. The record is from RefSeq and is a predicted model, not a curated record. Bases 1 to 1530 code for a protein of 509 amino acids. Gene Ontology annotation, biological process: carotene catabolic process; retinal metabolic process.
AUGUAUUUCCCGCUUUUGCUGUCAUUGUGCAUUGUUGCAUCAUUAGCGGAUCCCCCAGGAUGGAAUUUGUUGUUUGGUACCGACAUUUUGAAUGAGACUCAUAAAGAAUCAUUAACAUUUGAUAACCCUGUACCGAAAUGGAUCAAAGGGUCUCUGAUACGUAAUGGACCAGCGCGAUAUGGAAUGGGUAAACGCUCGUUUCUUAAUCUUUUUGACGGGUUUGGAAAACUGUAUUCUUGGCAGUUUCCUGGAAAUGGAUCAGUUUUCUUCUCUUCCAAAUUCCUUCAAAGCGAGUCUUACAAUGAAUCAUUAAGGAUGAACGACAUUGCACCAUACAUGUCAUUUGAUAAUCUCAAACCUCCCUUAAGUAUCAUGGAAAAAGAACUGGCACUGGCCCAUGGCAUGGACAACAUGAACAUCAAUGUCUACAACUAUUCAGGAGACUGUGUUGUUCUUACUGAUACCUGGAAGUUGUAUGUGAUUGACUGCUACACCCUGGACACCAUACGACCAAGCAAACCAACCAUUCACGGGGCAGAUACUGGCCUUCCUUUUAUAAGUCUGAUGUCUGUGGCACAUCCAGUGCGAGAAUAUGGCACAAAUCACCACAUUACUAUUUUACAGAGUCUUAGCAUUCUACCCGGAUUACCUCAUAAAUUUACUCUUGUCCGAACAAAGUCUGCUGAUACUCGGGAGAAAAUUGCGGAAUGGAAUGUCAAAAAGAUGCCUUAUUUACACUCUAUCUCAAUUACGGAACGGUACGUUAUUAUCUUUGGGUGUCCUUUUUACAUAAAUAUGGAGAAAAUGUUACAGUAUACUGUUCCCAAAGAUAGUAUUCUGUUCCAUAAAGACGAACCUACCGUUGCAUAUAUAGUCGAGAUUAAGACGGGAAAAGUGGUCACUAUUGAAACCGAAAACGUUUUUACAAUGCAUCAUGCCAACGCCUAUGAACUAGACAAUAAUAACAUUGUAUUGGACAUUGUAUCAUAUACUGACGCUUCUCUUGUCACAUUCUUUGAAAUGGAUAAUUUAAAUAACAAAACGCGACGAGAUGGUGUCCCAUUUAAACCUUCUCUAAAAAGGUACAAAAUUGACUUGAAAGCAGGAAAAAUGACAUCCGCUUCUUUCGAUGUUAAUCCUAAAAUUCCUCAUGUUAACACGUUGGAGGUCCCUACCAUAAAUGAACAUUACAGAUCAAAACAUUACUGUUACAUUUAUGGUGCUGUUUUCAAAAGUGAUUUUAAGACAUGGGGAAAUUUUUCGUUUGUCAAGAAGGAUAUUUGCAACUCUACAGGCGACUUGUCUUGGUCUGUUCCAGGCCAUUAUCCGAUGGAGGGGUGGUUUGUUCCGGAUCCAAACGGAUCAGCUGAGGACGACGGAGUGUUAAUGAUUCCAGUAGUAGACGGAAAUUUGGGCAAAAGUUAUAUUGUAAUUCUGGAUCCGAAGACAAUGAAGCCUAUCACUAAGGCUUAUUUACCUAUCAUUGUUCCUUUCCAUUUUCACGGACGAUUUAUUGAAAAUGUGUACUAAGAUGUUUU